GUCUUCAGAGCAGCCCUACGCAAGUGGUUGGUCAUGGCUUUGAACCAUUCCUGCAUGCGCCAUGCGGCGAAGAAUUUCCGCCAUCACCGCCGCUCCUCUUCCCUGCGUCUCCAUUGUCUCCACUGGGCCGCCCUCAGCCGCGAGAGCCUCGAGGCCGGGUCCAGACUCGUGGUGGGCCGUUGGCUGAGACGUUGGCGACUGGGGGUAGCGAGACGCCGUCGUAGUCGUGAGCGGUCUCGAUUGGCAGUCGUACAGCGCAGCUCGACCCUGGCCAAAUUCGCCCUGGCCGGCUGGCGUGUCCACGUUAGAGAGACCGAGCAGAUCGGCAGGGUCCUCAGGAUAGCGUUUGACGAGCGACGUGAAAUCCGCGAAAACUCGAGCAAAUUGGCCGCCCACUUCCGCUCGUGGGCGGAGCUCACAGAGCUUGUCCAUCGACGGCGGGGGACUUUCCGUACGUUGCGAGUCCAACGGGACCUCGACGUGGCCCUGAAGGUCUUCGGGGCUUGGGCUGACUGCAGCCUCACUGAUCGUAGACGGGCGGACUUAUUGAGACGUCGGCGAGGCGUCAGAAG
Molecule: messenger RNA, 572 nt
Organism: Perkinsus marinus ATCC 50983
Lineage: Eukaryota; Perkinsozoa; Perkinsida; Perkinsidae
Exons: 1
Source: RefSeq, a predicted model, not a curated record